AUCCAGGACACUAGCCGGGCGAAGGGCGCUGUAUAAAUGCAAGUUGUUGUUGUUUUGGCUUAUUUUUGAAAACUGAAUAAAUGGAAUAGAUACUUUUCUGCCUGGAAGUAUUUAAACACAUUCUCUUCUAUUCUUUAGAAACAAAGGGUUAAAAGUUGUUGAUGAUUGCAGCUGCUUUUUUGUUUAGAAAGCUCUCAUUAGGUCAACAUUUGAACCUGUCAUAUUUGAAGGUUUGCCCAAGUAUUGGUUUAGGGACUGAAGGGGAUAUAAACAGCGUACGCGCGGCCCCUUUAAGAGUGCGGCGUCAUCACGCGGCCCCUUUAAUUGUGCGGCGUCAUCACGAAGGCGCGUCCCUCUUAAGUGGGACGUCAUCACAGAGGCGCGAGCAAGAUGUCAGAGAGCCGAUCCCGCGGGCGAUCCUUGCAACAACCGCCAUCGCCGCCCACCUCCUCCUGCACCUCCAACAGCGUGGCCGCCCGCGGCCGCACAAAUUCCAUCGUCUCCGAGUGCACCGAGGACGAGGAGGGAAGCGACGCCAUUAUGUACGGCGCCCGCGAUGACGACCCGAGCGGCCGGCGGGUCCUCAGGCUCCAGUACCGUGAGCUCAUCAACACCGUGCAGCAGAAUCGUGAGGACAUGAUCAGACCUAGUAGUAACAAAUUGACAGAAGCGCUGGAGGAAGCGAAUAAACUGUUCUCCAAUGUCCGACAGACGCGAGAAGCGGCGCUGGAUGCCCAGUUUCUAGUCCUUGCCACAAAUCUUGGACAAGAAAAGGCUAAUCAGCUACACACAGACAUGAUGGUGUUUGAUCCAUCAGUUUUUACAGAACAGCUGUUGACAUUCAUGGGUCUGAACCGCUUGGAGGCUGGAGAGAGUGAUGAGGAUGAGGCUGCUGGAUGGCUUCCUAAAGAUGCCUGGACUAAACUUGGAAAAGAAACUGAAAAAUAUUUAAAAAGAGCUCCAACCUUUCAUUACAUGCUGGGAUCUUUCAAAGCUGAACCUCCAGCUCCACGACAGAAAAUUGAGAGGCAGAAAAGGGUCCCAAAUCAGGAAGAACGCAGAAUAAUGCCCACACAGCUGAAGAAAAUGGAUGAGUGUCACCAAGAAGCCACUGAAAAAGAAGUGGAGAGGAUCUUGGGGCUUUUGCAACAGUACUUUAAAGCUGAGCCUGAAACUCCCAUCAAUUUUUUUGAUUUUGUGAUUGAUCCACACUCCUUUCCACGGACUGUGGAGAAUAUAUUCCACGUAUCCUUCAUUGUCAGGGAUGGUUUUGCUGCACUUAAACUUGACCAGGACAAACUCCCAAUCAUUGAGCCUGUAAGUGAAAGUAUGGACAACGAUGGACCACAGCACCAAAGGCAACAGAUGGUUAUUUCCCUGAGUCCACAGGAGUGGAGGGAUAUAAUUGAUACAUUUGAAAUAACAGAAGCCAUGAUACCAGGAAUACAGCAUAAGGAGUAACAAACCACCUUGAUAUGUGCCUUAUAAGAAAUUCAAACUGGAAGAUGCGAUGGCUUUCCUGAAAUAAUUUGACUUGAAGGAACUUUUUGUAAAGUGUAUGAGCCAACAUCAUACAAUAAUGUAAUGAAUUCUAAUGUUUUAAGUGCUCUGGGAUGCUACCCUGUGUGGAGGGUGCUAUGUAAAUGCAAGUUGUUGUUCUUGUUUAUCUGUUUUGGCUUAUUUUUGAAAAUUGAUUAAAAGGAAUAGAUAAUUUUCUGCCUGGAAGUAUGUAAACAUAUUCCCUUCUAUUUUUUAGAAAUAAAAGAUUAAAAGUCGUUGAUUGUA
This is a messenger RNA of Callorhinchus milii (elephant shark), 1785 nucleotides long. RefSeq names its product non-structural maintenance of chromosomes element 4 homolog A. NCBI's taxonomy places the organism in Eukaryota, Metazoa, Chordata, Chondrichthyes, Chimaeriformes, Callorhinchidae. Gene Ontology annotation, cellular component: Smc5-Smc6 complex; nucleus. The coding region runs from base 391 to 1461 and encodes 356 amino acids. The record is from RefSeq and is a predicted model, not a curated record. The transcript has 11 exons. Gene Ontology annotation, biological process: DNA repair.